AUGAUCGAAAGAGACGUGAUUCGUUUUAGCCAGGGAAUAAGAGGGCAUUAUAUAUUUGAAUAUUUUUCCUCUCAUUUCUGAAUGAGCAGAAGGUUCCUGGCCCAAACUGGUAUUUGUUGCAACAGUUAAAGGGGCAAGCAAGAAGUUUUUUUCUGGAGUCCCCGAUUAAGGUAACUGAGCUAGGCAUCACUUCCAACAAGCAUGGCCAGUGGAACCGUAGUUGUCGUCCCCUCUAAUGCACAGAAUGUAAUCCAAACAGCCCCUGGAUUGCCCGGUGUUGCUCUUCAGGCAUCUGGAGCAACUCCAAAUCCUCAGUAUGGAGCUCAGCAACUUGGAAUUUCCACCAGUGCUCCUCAACAAGUCCCCCAGAAGGGUCCUAUGGAGAGAUUCCUCAGUGCUGAGGCCAAAGUGCUUGGGGCUGUCCAGAUCAUGAUUGGGUUGGUCCACAUUGGCUUUGGAGUUGUCUCGCUUUAUCUCAUUCAUUCUUCCUAUUUUAUCUUGUCUGGAAUUGGAGGUUAUCCCUUUUGGGGAGGGAUAUUUUUCAUUUCUUCUGGAUCACUUUGUGUAGCAGCUGUGAACCGUCCAAAUCGUGGUUUGGUGAAAUCCAGUGUAGCAAUGAACGUCAUAAGUGCUAUAAUAACAUUAAUUGGUGUCAUCCUGUAUAUUUUUGAGAUCAUGAGCAAUAAUCGUAUUAGAUAUAUUGGUCAAUAUAACACUGAAAGUUUAAUCCUUCCCGAACAGAAUAUCGGUUAUGGCCUCUGCGGUCUGCUGUUCUUGUUCAACCUGCUGGAAUUUUGCAUCGCUGUUUCAAUUGCACACUUUGGGUGCCAGGCAACUUGCUGUAGUGAUGAUCAGCCAACCAUACAUUUUGUGCCUUACCAAGUCAUCGGAGAUGGAGCAGUCAGAACUGAACCAAAUCCUUCUCCUCCACCACCAACCUACGAUAAUGCGGUUACCAAAUCUCCAUAAAACAAGAACUCCAGGAAGGAAAUGUGAGACGUGUUGCCACAAAGGUUUCAGGAGAAGCAAUGGAUUUCAUUGUGGGGAAAAAUGCACGCGCAGCAAACUGCUGUGCUUCCCCCCCCCACAAAUCUCAUAACCUUUUGAUACCCUUUGUCCCAGUGAAGCAGCCAGAAGAUUAAACCCUUUUGACUUAAUGCCUCA
Molecule: messenger RNA, 1164 nt
Organism: Crotalus tigris (Tiger rattlesnake)
Lineage: Eukaryota; Metazoa; Chordata; Lepidosauria; Squamata; Viperidae
Product: membrane-spanning 4-domains subfamily A member 15-like
Exons: 7
Coding region: 202-969 (255 amino acids)
Biological process (GO): cell surface receptor signaling pathway
Cellular component (GO): plasma membrane
Source: RefSeq, a predicted model, not a curated record